CUCAAAAUUCGAGUAUUCCUAUUACUUAAAGUUAUAUGGUAGAAUACAGUUUGAAAAAAAAAAAAAAAACAGUAGAAAACACUCUUAAACCCUAUUUCUCUUUCUCCUUCACGCAUCUCCGAAUACUUUCCCUACCCACCAUCCUUCUCCUGCAAAACCCUCAAUCGCAUGAAAUCAGGAAUUGUGGAAAUUGGAAAUUUCUUUCACUGUGCAUUUUGCGGGUGGCUGUGAACAAUAGACAUAAACUACACAGAGAGUAAAACCCAAGAGAUAGAUGGACAAGGUGAAGAUAGAAGAGGUGCAAUCCACAGCAAAAAAACAGAGAGUCGCCACUCACACUCAUAUCAGAGGCCUUGGAGUAGAGCCCAGUGGAAAAGCAAUACCGUUGGCUUCUGGCUUUGUGGGUCAAAUGGAGGCAAGAGAAGCAGCUGGUCUUGUAGUUGAUAUGAUAAGGCAGAAGAAGAUGGCUGGCCGUGCUCUCUUACUGGCUGGUCCUCCUGGUACUGGAAAGACAGCUUUGGCCCUUGGAAUAUCCCAUGAACUUGGCAGUAAGGUUCCAUUUUGUCCAAUGGUGGGAUCAGAAGUGUACUCAUCAGAAGUGAAGAAAACUGAAGUCUUAAUGGAAAAUUUUCGAAGGGCAAUUGGUCUACGUAUCAAGGAAAAUAAAGAGGUCUAUGAGGGAGAGGUGACUGAACUUUCGCCAGAAGAGACUGAAAGUGUCACAGGUGGCUAUGGUAAAAGCAUUAGCCAUGUAAUUAUUGGGCUCAAAACUGUCAAAGGAACAAAACAACUAAAGUUGGACCCAACCAUCUAUGAUGCCUUAAUCAAGGAGAAGGUAGCUGUUGGAGAUGUUAUAUACAUUGAAGCAAAUAGUGGAGCAGUUAAAAGGGUGGGUAGAAGUGAUGCUUUUGCUACUGAAUUUGACCUUGAAGCAGAAGAAUAUGUCCCACUUCCUAAGGGAGAGGUUCACAAAAAGAAGGAAAUAGUUCAGGAUGUAACCUUACAUGAUCUAGAUGCUGCAAAUGCAAGACCUCAAGGUGGGCAAGAUAUUUUGUCUUUAAUGGGUCAAAUGAUGAAGCCCAGAAAAACAGAAAUUACUGACAAGCUGCGACAGGAAAUCAAUAAGGUUGUUAAUCGAUAUAUUGAUGAAGGUGUUGCGGAGCUUGUCCCUGGUGUUCUAUUCAUUGAUGAGGUACAUAUGCUGGAUAUGGAGUGCUUUUCAUACUUGAAUCGCGCUUUGGAAAGUUCAUUGUCUCCAAUAGUAAUAUUUGCUACAAAUAGAGGAAUAUGUAAUGUCAGUGUUGCUGAUUGUAGAGGUACAGACAUGAAUAGCCCUCAUGGCAUUCCUGUUGACUUGUUGGACCGAUUGGUGAUCAUCCGAACACAGAUUUAUGGUCCAGCUGAAAUGAUACAGAUUUUAGCAAUUCGUGCACAAGUAGAGGAGCUGAUUGUAGAUGAGGAAAGUUUGGCAUUUCUUGGAGAGAUUGGUCAACGCUCAUCAUUAAGGCAUGCAGUUCAGCUGUUAUCACCUGCCAGCAUUGUCGCAAAAAUGAAUGGGCGAGACAACAUUUGCAAGGCGGAUCUUGAGGAAGUAAGUGCAUUAUAUCUUGAUGCCAAGUCUUCAGCGAAGGUACUUCAAGAGCAGCAGGAGAAGUACAUUUCAUGAAUGACAGUACCGUAUUAAUAGGAAGUGGCAAUUUUUGAUUGAUCAAACCUGCCUGCCUUUAAUUCACACCUUGGUAGGGUUUUGCUUUAGGUUGUGGGUUUACUACCAAAUCCAAUCUACGGUGUGGAUAAAAUGUAACAUUUUGCUAAUUUGAAAAACCAAUGUUCCUUUAAGGAUGCAUUCCAAUGAUAUUUGGUUCCCAAAUGAUUCAAAAACCUCAUGCAUACUGAUUUUCUUUUCA
Jatropha curcas is the source of this 1907-nucleotide messenger RNA. It is a transcript of the gene RIN1, whose product is annotated as P-loop containing nucleoside triphosphate hydrolases superfamily protein. The record is from RefSeq and is a predicted model, not a curated record. Lineage: Eukaryota; Viridiplantae; Streptophyta; Magnoliopsida; Malpighiales; Euphorbiaceae. Gene Ontology annotation, molecular function: ATP-dependent activity, acting on DNA; ATP hydrolysis activity; ATP binding.